Carassius gibelio (silver crucian carp) is the source of this 8575-nucleotide messenger RNA. RefSeq names its product lysine-specific demethylase 6B. Bases 922 to 6915 code for a protein of 1997 amino acids. The transcript has 25 exons. The record is from RefSeq and is a predicted model, not a curated record. NCBI's taxonomy places the organism in Eukaryota, Metazoa, Chordata, Actinopteri, Cypriniformes, Cyprinidae. Gene Ontology annotation, molecular function: chromatin DNA binding; RNA polymerase II cis-regulatory region sequence-specific DNA binding; histone H3K27me2/H3K27me3 demethylase activity. Gene Ontology annotation, biological process: regulation of gene expression; heart development. Gene Ontology annotation, cellular component: MLL3/4 complex.
CCGAGAGAAAGAGAAGGGGGAGUGCCUGCGUUUGCAGAGGAUUAAAAACUGCGCAAUCUCCAAACGCGCAUCUCCUGCUCAGAUCAAACUCGUGAGUGGACACGAGGGACUCCACAUCCACAUCCUCGUCUGGCCAAACGCGCAUCAUCAUACUAGCAGACCAGAGAAGUCGUGAGAUGCGUGCGUGCGUGAAUGCAUUUUUGGGGGGAAGACUCUGGAACAAAUUGUCACAUCAUCUCUUCUUACAGUGGUUUCAUAACGCAGCUGCGCCGACAUUUUACAGUGUGCGAUUCAAAUGUGCUCAUGUAUGACAUGAUGAAGGUGCUGGCGGAUCGCGCGCUGCGCCGUUCAUUCACCGCGCGAGGCGAAAGAAACUGCGCAGUUGCUUAUAUCGCUUGCAUUUUUACAAUGAGGACAUGCAAGAAGAAGAAGAAGAAACCACCUCCUAGUUGGACCCUCUGUGCAUUAGCAGAGUUUGAGAUUUGGUUGGCCAACAUGAGACUCUCUCUGGAGCAGGCUUUAAACCACGGCCACAGGACCUUCAAUCAUCUGAUGGAGGAGGAAGAUGAAGACGCAGAUGAAGACGCAGGCGGCUGGACGUUACCGGAGUCGAUGGAGAGGACUGAGAAGACAGAAACUGAUUCGGGUUUGGAGUGACGUGAGGAUCCCGUCUAACUUUUGGGAGCGCUAGUGGAGACGCAAGCUGAACGAGUUUUACUACUUCGGGCAAUCUACGACCACCGAGUCAGCUGAGAUGAUCGAUAGUUGGUGCUAAACCCUAAUUCCUCUGACGUUUGAGAAGUGGUGCUAGAUGCUUAUUUGACAGUUGGCAAGAGUAGCAGUAAACAGCUUCUCCUUGUUGGUGAGUGGCCCUCUCUGUUUUGCAGUGGAGGGCUUCACACUCACAGCUAGUGUGGCUGGAUGCAUCACACAACAGAACAGUUCACCGGGUGCAGCACACGGGACCCUUUUCCUCUGGACGGUCUCAACCGGGGACCAUGGGCUCCCGUGGGCAGCCACGCCUGGCCACCUCCCUCCAGGUGCUUACCAGGUGUCAAUCAGCACCAGUUCCUCCCCCAUAUGCCACAUAGUCACGUGACUGGGCUAAAUCAUAAAUUCGUAAACAAUGGUCCCUUACAUCGAGGAGAUAAGCAAGACCUGUCUCAGGCUUUGUUGCCAGGAUUACAAAGGACAACCCAUGCUCCUCCCAGGCCUUGGGAAACAACCAGAACUGGCCAGGGAUAUGAGCCAUUGCCUGGUGAUAACCACAACCGACUGCACAAUGGCUACAACGCAGGACCUCCUGCACACCUCACAGCUCGAGCCAGUCAGCUACUGAAGUACGGUGUACCUCAUUCUCAGCUCUCAGCCCAUGGCUCACGGCCCAUGCCUCCUUUACCUGAUAUGUGGACUCAACCUCAGACUCAGCAGCAAUCCAGGGGUCCUCAUUCUCACUCUGGACAGUUAAAACGACCUGGGCCCCCUCUUGGAGAGCACUCGGUCAUUCAGCAUACCCCUGCUCCUUCUUUGCACCGGCCCAUGGAGGACUGCCCCAGUCCAAAUAAAAGAAAGAAGAGCUCUGGGUCUGAACAGACGCCUAAUCCCGCUAUACAGCGCAUAUCUGGGCCGCCUGUACAUUUGAAUCAGCAACUAUCCUCCAACUACCCCCCACCAAAACCUGGCUUUUGGAACCCAUUGCACAAAGGUGGAGCACCCUGGAACCCAAACGAACACAAAAGCAGACCCAUUGAUUUCCAGGAUUCAGCUAAGUCAGGAAUUGGAAGCUUCCCCUAUAAACCACCUCCCUUGAAUCCAUCAACCACGUCUUCACCCACCGUUCCCAACACAAGAGGCUACGAAGAAUGCAGGGGUCCUCCACCACAGUCCCACAAGACUGCUCAGUCACCACAGUCUCUGGGACCACCUUCACAGAACCCUCACAUCCACCAUUCUACUUACUCCUACCCCAACAGCAGACCUUCAGCCCAGACCCAAGUGGAACCACGUGGUACUACUUCACAAAGAGGACAUGAUUCUGCAUUGAGUUCUUUGAAUAAACAAGCUCCACCCCAACCUACAUCCUCAUCAUCACCACCACGGGCAGAUGGGGAGCGCCCUGCACCCUCACCAGCAAACCACACCUCUGUGCCUUACAGUCACCCCCAGUUCCAGCCUCACCCAGGGCUUGACCAUUCCAGCCCACCAGCCAGCAACCAGGCCACAGUACCUCAGCACAAACCCCAUAAACCUUGGAGGAACCAGGAAUCUCGUGACUUUUCAGCAAGAGGGCAUUCUCAGGCUGCCACACACCUUUCUCAGGCACCGAAUAGGCUUACUGGGGGCGACCAGGGUCCAGGGACUCCCCAGCGUGUAAGCCCUCCUCAGGCCCCUGCACGAAAACCUGUCAUUACCCCAAACCUAGAAACUCCUCGUCCACCUCGCCCUCUGGAACUAUACACAAAUUUUGGAAGCAUCCCUGCCUCAAGCUCAGCACCCUCUACCACCUCCUCCAUUCCCAGUACUCUGAGCAACUGGAGAGCAAUGGAUUCUUCAGUGUUAAUCUCAAACCCAAACCAUGUAUCGAUGAUUGGUCAAAAUGUAACUCAUCCAGGGUAUCAGGGUGUCCACCCUGGUGUUGAAACCCUUCCAAACCCACAUCGAGGGGCACAAUCUCUGAUUCAGUCCACUCAACCCCACAUAGGACAAGGCAGACCCAACUACUCCCCAGUGUCCUCUUCCUCCACCCUAAACUCAGGUCUUCAGAGAUCAGGUGAGAGCGUCAUCACCAGCAAGACUUCUCAACACUUUUUCAACAUUCUCCCUCCAGUCAGUUCACCUUUACCUUUUCCUCAACCUCCAGAACACAUAAAGGUCAGCUCAGCCCUCAAGCCAAUUUCUAGUAAUUCAUACAACUCCGCACCCACCCAAGCCUCCUCCUCAAUUUCUCAGGCAACUACUACUGUUCCAGCCCCAGUCUACCCAAGGUCCUGUUUGCAGCCUGCUGCUCCAAGCUCCCAGUCCAUUGUUGAUGCUUUGAAUAAACUUGAUGCAGAGCUGCAAGGCCACAUGCAAAUAGAGGAGAGAAGUAGAGACCAGAAUGAAGAGGGAAAACGGAAUGUAGUACGGAAAGAAAUGGAGACAAAGCCACACGGUGAGUCUGCCAUCAAGAGUCUGGAACGUCUGCUGUCGGGUAGUGCAGCUGAGUCUCCAGCUCCUCGUUUGUCCCCAGCCAAUGCAUUCUCCUCCAUCUCACCUCCUAGCCAGAAUUCACCGCAUUAUCUCUGGUUGAGUCGGGGAGGAGUGCCCCAACAUCUUUCUGGAACUGCAGCGAACAAUAUGGAACGGUCACAACCACCUCCCCUCACCCCCCAGACAGAAUAUGCCCGUGAGAAGCAAAGGCAAAGAGAGAAAUGGAAAAGUGGUGCACCAUCUCAGAAUUCCACUGGGAAUCCCAAAUACCCCUCAGAGUCAGGUCUCAUCAGCCCCAUCGACAGCCACACCAUGCAAUUGAAACCUGACCCAUCCAAAGAUAUCAGCAUGUUGAAAACCUCUCAUAAUGCUGAGAUUAUAAAUGCAAUUCCCAACCCUCCACCUCUGCGAGAGCCACCCAAACUUUAUCAGGCUUUCCCCAAGGACGUUCGCUCUCCAUGCACACCUAUCAGCACGACUACGAGCAGCCUUCAAAAGCAAAUGCCCAGUACAGGACUUGGUAAUUUGGUUAGCAGUGCUAGAAGUUGCAGUGGUGACUCUGAUGGUGCCCAAUUUGAGGAGGAAACUUCUGAGCUCUUACCAGAUGGAUUGGCUAACAUUAUGAAGAUGCUGGAUGAGUCCAUCAAGAAAGAGGAGGAGUUGUAUUCUGGCCAGAGCAGAGAACAGGCAGUACCGAAACCUCUGUUUUCUACAAAUGUGGCACCUAUGAAGAGUUAUUUGUGUGCACCAGACCUCAUGCCUGCCCUAAAGCAAUCUCCGACUGCUGCUUAUCAGCCAGAUGGCCAUUCAAGCCCACCUGUGUUAAGUCGGCAAGGUUCACUGGCUUCUCCUUGUAGUCGUACUUCUUCACUUGAGGAAGAAGAGGAGGUUCUUAAGGUCAUUCCCAAGCCUGCCAAUUCUAUUAGCAUGCAGUCUCAACAAAUCAAUCUUGCCACAACAGGAACAAACUAUCGCCAUAGUGACUUGGCCAAGCUGUAUGGCCUUCCAGACGUAGAGAAAAGUGAGUGUGAGGAUGAUGAAGCAGAUCGGGAUGAAGAUGAAACUCCUUCCUGUUCACCACCACCACAGCGGCCACACCUCCAUCAAACAGGUGUGAACAGCAUGUUUAAAAACCUUGCAUCUGUACUUGAGAGCCAGAAGUACACCUACAGAGGUGGACCCUUUGGUCGUCCUCCUCCUUCUGCUUUUAUGGGAGUGAAGUACUCUUCAUCUCUUUCUCUGGAGCCUGACAUUUGCAGACAACAACAAAGCACUUCUCCCACAUCAGGUUCAUCCGAUCACCCAGGUUUUAGCAGUCCAACGCAAACCUCCAACGCCAUUAGUAACUCAGGACAGCCCCGUCCCCUCUCACCUACAGAUUGGGCAUCAGAGAGCAAGAGAGGGGAUAAGAUAAGCCAGCCAGAUCUUUUGGACAAUGAUGAUGAAGAUAUUUCGGAGGAAUCCACAGGAGAGAAGGAUUCUGGAAACGUGAAAGACUUGUUGAAAAAACGGCCAAUACUGACCACCAUCUCCGAGUCUUCACUAGCAGAGCUUGGUCAUAGCUAUGAGGUGAACAAACACGUACUCCCUCAAAGGCAGAGCUCUAAGGCAGAGUCUGAUAAAGAAAAGGACCGACACAGAGACCGAGAACGAGAGAAGAAACACAAACACAGUAGCAGUAGCAAAAAACAUGAGGACAGGAAAGAGAGAAAGAAAAAGCACAGAGAAAGACAUGAUGAUGCGUCUCUUUCCUCAUCCUCAUCUUCCAGCUCAAGUCGACGGCACAGGGACGGAAAAUCACACAAGGAAAAAAAGAGCAGGCAGGUUCUGGGUAACCUGGACCUUCAGAGUAAAGAAUUUAGAGAGAAGGAACAAGACCGUGACGGAGACAAGAAGAGAAGGAAGGAUGAAUGUAGCCGACCCCAGAGUGAAGAAGAGUGGACGCGGAGUAAAGAUAAGGGCGCCAGCUCUGGAUGUUCGUCUGAUCACCCAUCAGCUUCUUCAGCAUUAUGUUCUGAUGACUUUCAGAAACUGAAAGCACUGACAGAUGGGCCACCCAAAGAACUGAAGAUACGCCUCAUAAAGGUGGAGAGUGGGGACAGGGAGACAUUUAUUGCUUCAGAGGUAGAGGAGAGAAGGAUUCCUCUGGAGGAAAUCACCAUAAAGAACACCGCUAGUGAAAUCAUCAGAGCUUGCAAGGGGGCUCGUGUGAAGGGGAAAUUUAAGGAAUCGUACCUUCUACCUGCCCUCUCUGUUAAACCAGUUUUGACCACAGAACUGCCCAUCCCUCAAGAGAAACUCAACCCCCCCACACCUAGCAUCUAUUUGGAAAGUAAAAGAGAUGCAUUCUCUCCGGUCCUGCUACAGUUCUGCACGGAUUCUAAGAACCCCAUUACUGUCAUCCGGGGACUAGCUGGCUCCCUCAGAUUAAAUCUUGGUCUGUUUUCCACAAAAUCUUUGGUGGAGGCAAAUGCGGAGCAUGCGGUAGAGGUCCGGACCCAGGUCCAGCAGCCAGCUGAUGAGAACUGGGAUCCCAGCGGCACUGGCCAGACCUGGCCCUGCGAGAGCAGCAGGUCGCAUACAACAAUUGCCAAGUAUGCCCAGUACCAGGCCUCCAGCUUCCAAGAGAGCUUACAGGAAGAGAAGGGCAGUGAUGACGAGGAUGAUGAUGAUGAUGAAGAUGAGAAAUCAGCCACUAACUCUGAGAAUACAACCAGUAGCUCUUCAGCUCCUAACUCCAGUUUAGAGCAGAAACCUGUGGGGAAGAUAAUAAAAUUUGGCACCAACAUUGACCUGUCCGAUCCGAAAAGAUGGAAGCCUCAGCUGCAGGAGCUGCAGAAGCUGCCGGCAUUUAUGCGCGUGUCCUCCAGUGGUAACAUGCUGAGUCAUGUUGGACACACCAUUCUGGGAAUGAAUACAGUACAACUCUACAUGAAAGUCCCUGGCUGCCGCACACCAGGACACCAGGAAAACAAUAACUUCUGUUCAGUAAACAUCAAUAUUGGGCCUGGAGACUGCGAGUGGUUUGGCGUUCAUGACAACUACUGGGAGGCCAUCAGUGAUUUCUGUGAAAAGCAUGGAGUCGACUACCUGACAGGAUCAUGGUGGCCGGUUCUGGAUGACUUGUACCGCGCUAACAUCCCUGUGUACCGGUUCAUCCAAAGACCAGGAGACCUGGUGUGGAUCAAUGCAGGCACUGUACACUGGGUUCAGGCUGUGGGCUGGUGCAACAACAUUGCUUGGAAUGUGGGACCUGUCAACUCUUAUCAGUACCAGUUGGCUUUAGAGAGAUUUGAGUGGAACGAAGUGAAGAAAGUCAAAUCCAUCGUUCCAAUGAUUAACGUAUCCUGGAACUUGGCACGGAAUGUCAAAUUCACUGACCCAGACACUUACAAGAUGAUCAAACACUGUCUCCUCCAGUCUAUUAAGCACAUUCAGAUUCUGAGGGACCAGCUGGUGGCAGGAGGAAAGAAGAUUUCCUACCAGAGCAGAGUGAAGGAUGAGCCGGCCUAUUACUGUAACGAGUGUGAUGUGGAGGUGUUUAACCUGCUGUUUGUGACCAGUGAGAAUGGCAGCCGGAAGAUGUAUGUGGUGCACUGUGAGGACUGUGCACGACAACGCAACCCAAACCUCUCCAAUGUAGUAGUGCUGGAGCAGUACCGCAUGGAGGAGCUCAUGAGCGUGUACGACUCUUUCAGCCUGGCUACCAGUUCCAGCUCCCGAUGAGGACGUCUCAUCCCUCGUCCUCACACAGCCAUAACCAAAACUCCUGUUCGCAGGACAAGAUCUUUUAUUUUAGUCCAAUUAAGACUUGGGGGAAAAAAAUACUUACUACUGUUAAUAUUUGUUGAACAGCCAAUCGAGAACCGGUUUACUCCGCACUGUUUACAAAACCAAUCAGCCAAUAAGACUCCAGUUUGGUGCUGUCGUGGCUUACAAGCGGCAGAGUUGCCGAGAUCCUGUCGUUUUGGGUUUUGUUCUUCAUUUUUGGGGUAUUAAAUACUGAAAUGUGUAAAUGCUCUUUGUAUUUUUCCGUGGGUGCUUUUUUUUUUUUUUUUUCAAUAAUUUAUUAUUUUUAAACCUAGAACAGCCUAGCUAUAUACCACAUUGGCCUUGUGACUUGUAUUUAGUGAAGAGAGAAAAAUUAAUAAUACUAAUAAUAGAGCUAUGGACAUUUUUCUAAAGCAUUAAGACUUAAAAGAAAUACAGUUGUUCAGAAUGCUUCAAAACAUACGGGUUUCAAAAGAGGCUUUCAGUUUCAGUAUGGAAUGUUGUGUUUAUAUCAUCAGGACAAGCAUUUUAGGAUUGCAUUUCGGAUCAGUCAUUUUUUCCUGCAUUUUAGGAGUAUAAUUGUUCAGUUUUGUCGGUUUUAUUCAAUGAAUUGUUUCUCACCUCUAUAUAUUCUCUUUUGAUUUUUUUUUUUUUUUUUUAAUGUUCUAUUUAUUGGAUAUAAAAUGUUCUCCCCUGCCUCAACUUGGUUAUCGGAGAUGUUUUAAGGGUUUCUAUUGUUAGUCUAAAUCCUCAGUAAGAUUUCAAGGGUGCUGGUUCUUUUUAUGAGUUCCAAGCUUUGAGUUCUGGUGCUUGCCCCUUUAAAUAUCUUUCCCUGUCUAUAUAUGAAAUAUCUCUGAACUGACUCUUUGUCCAUGUAGAUUGUAGAGCACAGAGGGUAGGGUUUGAUUCAUCAGACGUUGUCUGUUAUACACAAAACGUAUGUUAACAGGUGACUUGGUAUCUCUUUUGUUUUCGACUAAGAUGGUGACUUGGACUGAUGUCAGUGAUUCUGAGCCUAGGUUAGCAGCUACUCUUUAUCGGGGCUAAAAUCAGUUUUUUGAUACUCUUACACAUUUAGUGGUGCUUCUGUCCUGUUGUAAAUGCUGUUUGUUUGAGGACACAGGUGCUUUGCUGAAUACAGCAGCCAUAAUCUUUAUAUAUUCACAGUAUACAGUAAUUGGCUGUAGUGGGAUGUCAUACUGUAAGGCCGAAAAAUCACAUUGAACUGUAAAUUGCGGCAUUUUACUGAAAUGAGUAACGGUGUGAAAGGGGAUUUAACGCAUUAUUGUUUUUGAUUUAUAUACUGUAAUUUGUUACAGCUUUAGAAGCGUUAGUGUGAAAUAAUUCAUGUAUUAUCAGGAAAAUGGUUUUGAUUAUGAUAUAGAUGGUGCUGAGUUCUUCUUGAGCGACUCAAUAUUUUUAAGAAAUAUUUUUCCUUCUUGCAAUAUACACACUUUUCCUCUUUUCGUUUUAUUUUUGUGGUUAUUUAAAAUCUGCACUGUUUUGGAAUUCACACACAAAGCAAACUGAGCCAGACAUGUCUUAAACACUUUGUGAAUUCGUGUGUCAUUGAUAUUAUUACUCUGAAUAAUAUUAAAUGCUUUUGAUAAACUUU